This is a messenger RNA of Electrophorus electricus (electric eel), 2709 nucleotides long. RefSeq names its product interferon alpha/beta receptor 1a-like. Lineage: Eukaryota; Metazoa; Chordata; Actinopteri; Gymnotiformes; Gymnotidae. The record is from RefSeq and is a predicted model, not a curated record. Gene Ontology annotation, biological process: cytokine-mediated signaling pathway. Gene Ontology annotation, molecular function: cytokine receptor activity; protein binding. Gene Ontology annotation, cellular component: plasma membrane.
UAUCCGUGUCAGACAUGGACUGGACAUGGCUGGAAUAAUUUACCUACAUUAUGGAUUUGCAAAACAUAGUCGUUUCUUGUCUGUUCUUCCUCACUGUCCAUCGCGUAUGGAUGACGGAAUUACCACCACCACCACCACAGCACAUUCAAAUCCACUCAUCAGUGUUGAUGUGGAAUUCCCCUGGAGAUGACAGGAAUGUGACUUAUACAGUUCAGUACAGCAGUGCGCCAGGGGAAUUGUGGGACAGCAUGACUGGCUGCAGUCAGCUGCAGUGUGACUUUGCUGCUAAGGAUUUCUAUGGGAAGGUGUUUCGUGUGCGAGCAGAAAGAGGAAACCUGUCAUCAGAUUGGCAGCAGUCAGAGCAGGUUCAAUGCAUACACAUUAACACAUGUGCUCCCAUAAUAAACCUGUCCAUUGUAUCAGACAAAGUGCAACUGCAGAGGAAACACAGAGACAGUAGCCUGAAGAAAGAGUAUGGAGGUCACAUCACCUUUAGACUUCUAUACUGGAAAACAACCAGUCCAAAUGAUAAACAGGAGAAUAAUGAGUAUACCAACCCCAUCAUCAUGAACGACCUUGAGCCAGGAAAGAACUACUGUUUCCAGUUUGACUAUUUGUAUUUCCAUAAACCCUAUGGAAACCCCAGCCGCUUAAUUUGCAAAGAGAUCCCUGAAACAUCUUUUGGUCGGACCCUUCGUGUUAUCGUCUCAGGUGUGCUAACUGUAGUGGUAUUGGCCAUUUUUGGGGGUUGGCUUUAUUUUGCUUACAAAAACUACAGAAAAAUCAAACAAUAUCUUCAGCCACCUCUGGAUAUUCCUCAACACUUUCAAGAGUUUUUGUCAAGUGAAUUUUAUGAGCACCAAGUUGAUCUCCCCAGCAAUCAAGAUGCUGAAGUGGGCAAGAUCAUAACUUUUGCAUCAGAACAGACUCAAAUGGAGCCAAAAGUGGUAGAUAAGGAGAAGAUUUGAGCUCCCUAACACAACCAUUGAAUCUCUGCAUUUCUUUCCCCAAAGACCUGCAGUGGUUGAUCAUAUACAUGUUAAGACUAUGGUCAUCUCAAGCUGUUAGUCUAUCGCUUGCGGUAUGGCAUCUGAGCCAAGGAUGUUGUGGUAACUAGUUUUACUUAUUUUACUGAUUUGCACUGUUCACAUUUCCAUUGCUUCAUUAUUUGUUUAAGCACUUUUUUGUCUCAUUCGUGUUAUUUCUAUUAUGGGAUGUAAGGUUUUCUUGAAGAGUAGCUGUGACUAUAACAUUUUAAACACUAUAAUGAUAAAGAAAACACGAGCAUUAACCAAAAGGACAGCAGCUGUCCUUUGUGUCCGUCCUGUCUGCCUUCGUGUAUUUUAGUGUAUUCUGAUUGGUCCACACCAUGUAUAUGAAUAUAGCAGUCACUGAAUUGGUCAUGAAUGGACCACCUCAUGGCACAAUAUUCCAAUCUGUGAGAGUUAUUGAUGGACAUGUCAAAUUACAUUCUGGGGAAUUGAGAGAUUUACUGGUGAAGGUGUCUUGUCAAUCCUGAAACUGAAACAUUUUAGCUCUAGUUCUCUUUUUUUGCCCUUGAGAUUCUGGCAAUAGUUAUGUUACUUAAAAAAUGAAACUAACAAAACCUUCAGUGUUGAAUAUAUGUUUUAGCAGACAAGUUCUAGUGCAAAUGUUAUUAUUUGAAGAUAUUAUGGACCAAAUUACCUGUAACACAUUAUGUGCUAUCACAUAACACUCAUAUAGGCACAUUAGGUAAUAGAACAGUUUGGUAGCAACCGCAGUGUACUACUUGAUCUUAGCUCAUCACAUGGCCCUAAAUAGGAGUGGCAGGCCUCCUAGAACGGAGGCAUGUAUAUUUUUUAAAAUGUGAUUUACGCUGUUUAGCAUAGAAAGGUUUCUAUUUCAAACUUGUGAGUACUCCAGUCUAUAGAUGUUGUGUCCAUCAUACUAUGCAAAUUAAUAAAUCAGCCAUGUGCUAAGAUAGUGAAUUAAAAAUACCUGUAUUGUUAGUCAGGAAAGAUUUUUGCAUUCAGUGAGAGAGGAGAGGCCAACACUCAGCAAUCUAAUUGAAGUACAUGUGAUGCAACCACGGCAGUAUACAAGAAUUUGUAUACUGAAAAUCUCAGUAUGAUAAUCUCAAUAUACACCCUAUAUAUAAUGUAAAAAAAAACUGCAUUAAAAACUACAGGCUACUUUUUAUAUGAACUCAUGUUGAUUUUACUUUUCAUCUUUGGUAAUGAUAAGGUGAUUGUUCAUCUAAUUCAAUUAUUUAUUUUCUACUGUUCAGGAACUUGUUUAUCUACAACAUCUGCUAAAAACCUUUUAGAAUAGUGUAAUGAUAAACUAUUUACUUAUUUUUUUGUUGUGUAAAUAAUCCUUUUUUUGUGUUGUUUGUUUUUUGUUUUCCAUAAAAACACUAAACAUUUCUCGUGGACCGUAUCUUUUCUCAAGUUAGAAAUUCUUUUCUAGAAAAAUUAUUUGAAUAAGAAAUUAUUUGCGGUUUUAGAGAAGGAAAAGUAUACUUACAUGCUUGUUUACAGAAAAUAUGUAAAGUGCAGAUGCUUUAAUAACUACUUAGGCACAGUAAUGAUAGCACUGUUAGUGGAUUGCAGUCUUUGAACAGGAUAUAUUUUAAUAUUCAAUCUUUGUCUUUAUUUCCAUCUUAGACAUUUUCAGGUUUUCUAUCUCAGUCUCAUGUCAGAAUAAAACUUAAGGUAUAAGAAAUCA